This is a messenger RNA of Colletes gigas, 3848 nucleotides long. RefSeq names its product V-type proton ATPase 116 kDa subunit a1 (gene Vha100-2). The record is from RefSeq and is a predicted model, not a curated record. NCBI's taxonomy places the organism in Eukaryota, Metazoa, Arthropoda, Insecta, Hymenoptera, Colletidae. The coding region runs from base 206 to 2731 and encodes 841 amino acids. Gene Ontology annotation, molecular function: ATPase binding; proton-transporting ATPase activity, rotational mechanism. Gene Ontology annotation, cellular component: vacuolar proton-transporting V-type ATPase, V0 domain; plasma membrane; vacuolar proton-transporting V-type ATPase complex. The transcript is spliced from 14 exons. Gene Ontology annotation, biological process: proton transmembrane transport; vacuolar acidification.
UAGCCAGUUCCUCGCGGUCUUUCGGCCGGUUAGUAUCGUUUUCUUAGUAGCUUUCUUCGUUUAGCCGUAGUAUCGUUUCAGUUGUCGCUGCCAAUUGUUUGCGGGUUCACAGUGAAAGUUUUCUGGGGCGCACAGAAGCGUGGAGCACUCGAUAUGUCGGAUGUCGUUGGUUAAAUAAUUGGAUAACAUUUAAAUUGCCUUCAAAAUGGGGGCCAUGUUCAGGAGCGAGCAGAUGGCCCUCUGCCAAAUGUUUAUUCAACCAGAGUCAGCCUAUCUUUCCGUUUCUGAACUCGGGGAAACGGGUACAGUACAAUUUCGUGACCUGAACAGCGAUGUGAAUUACUUCCAACGAAAGUUCGUAAACGAAGUUCGUCGAUGCGACGAGAUGGAACGGAAGCUCCGAUACAUCGAGGCGGAAGUGAGAAAGGACGAGGUAUCCAUCGCUGACAAUCUCACGGAAUUGCCACGGGCGCCCAAUCCGCGUGCAAUUAUUGACCUCGAGGCUAACCUCGAGAAGACGAGUAACGACAUACUAGAGCUGAGCCAAAACGCGGUGAACCUGAAGAGCAACUAUCUGGAGUUGACGGAAUUACGGCACGUGCUCGAGAAAACGCAAGUGUUUUUCAUGGAGGAAGAGGCCAAUGACUCGAUUACCAGGACGCUAAUUAACGAGGAAGCACCGAAUCCGAGCGCGGCUGGUCGAGGACGUCUCGAAUUCGUUGCUGGGGUAAUUAAUCGAGAACGAGUGCCUGCUUUCGAACGAAUGUUGUGGCGAAUAUGCCGUGGAAACGUAUUUUUACGUCAAGCUGAACUGGAGAAGCCAUUGGAGGAUCCAGCUACUGGUAACAAGAUGUACAAAACUGCCUUCGUCGCGUUUUUCCAAGGGGAACAGCUGAAAAGUCGUAUCAAGAAAGUUUGCAGUGGUUUUCAUGCGUCGCUAUACCCGUGUCCGCACAGUCAUGCAGAACGCGAGGAAAUGGUAAAAGGCGUUCGCACAAGAUUGGAGGAUUUAAAUUUGGUUUUGAACCAAACGCAAGAUCAUCGUCAACGCGUGCUACAUAACGUGGCUAAAGAACUGCCGAACUGGAGUAUCAUGGUCAGAAAGAUGAAAGCAAUUUAUCACACGAUGAACUUAUUCAAUAUGGACGUUUCGAAAAAGUGCCUAAUCGGGGAAUGCUGGGUGCCUGUGGCGGACCUUGGAGUUGUUAGAGAUUGUCUCACCGAAGGAUCGCGUCUCUGUGGUAGUUCAAUACCAUCUUUUCUGAACGUUAUCUACACGAACGAGGAUCCUCCGACGUUCAACAGGACAAACAAGUUUACGAGAGGUUUUCAAAAUUUGAUCGACGCCUAUGGCGUGGCGUCCUACCGCGAGGCUAACCCGGCCCUUUACACAAUUAUCACUUUCCCAUUUCUGUUUAGCGUCAUGUUCGGCGAUUCUGGCCACGGUUUGAUUAUUACAUUGUUCGCUGCGUACAUGAUUCUAACGGAGAAGAAGUUUUCGGCGCGAAAAUCAUCCUCCGAAAUUUGGAAUAUAUUUUUCGCCGGUCGUUACAUUAUACUGCUAAUGGGUUUGUUUUCCAUUUACACUGGCCUCAUCUACAAUGACAUAUUCUCGAAGUCCAUUAACUUGUUCGGAUCUAGCUGGCAAAUUGGUAAAAUGAAAGUGGAAACCAUCAUGGAUAAUAGCGUGCUUCAGUUGGAUCCAGCUACAGAGGAAUAUAAACAAGUGCCUUAUCCGAUGGGUAUGGAUCCAGUUUGGGUGCAGGCAGAGAAUAAGAUUAUAUUCUUAAAUUCGUACAAAAUGAAAUUGUCGAUCAUCUUCGGUGUCGUGCACAUGAUUUUUGGUGUCUGCAUGAGUAUCGCCAAUAUUAUGUAUUUCAAGAAAUACCCGAGCUUCUUCCUUGAAUUCUUGCCACAACUGAUCUUCCUUGUUUUACUAUUUUUCUAUCUGGUGGUUUUGAUGUUUGUAAAGUGGGUUUUGUACGAUGCCGCCGCAGAAGAUAAGGAUACUUAUGGUCCAACGUGUGCUCCAUCAGUCUUGAUUACGUUUAUCAAUAUGAUAUUACGUGGCCAUACUAUCAUGCCAGGACGUUGUUCGGAGUACAUGUACCCUGGCCAAGCUACCGUACAACUCGUAUGUGUUAUAGUGGCGGUGUUGUGCAUACCUAUAAUGCUCUUUGGCAAACCAGUUUUCUUUUUGAUAUCGAAGAAGUUAAAGAAAAAGAAAUCGGACAAAAUUUUCAGUAAUGGAACCACGUCUCAGGAUAUCGAAUUGCAAUCGGAGACUCUGCAGCCCGUUUCCUCGAGCAACGAAGCAGCCAGCCAUGAUCACGAAGAGGAAUCAUUCGGCGAACUUAUGAUUCACCAAGCCAUUCAUACCAUAGAAUACGUUCUCUCCACGAUAUCUCACACUGCUUCGUAUUUACGUUUAUGGGCCUUGUCGUUGGCCCAUGGACAAUUGUCCGAGGUAUUGUGGACAAUGGUAUUACGCAAAGGUUUAGGCGCCUCGGAGAAUGAUUAUACGCAGAGCGUUGUUUUAUUCUGCCUCUUCGCCGCUUGGGCCUUCUUCACCCUUUCUAUUCUCGUCAUGAUGGAAGGGCUUUCAGCUUUCCUUCACACGCUUCGACUUCAUUGGGUGGAGUUUAUGAGCAAAUUCUACGAAGGCCAGGGUCACGCCUUUCAGCCAUUUUCCUUUAAGAGUAUUUUAGACACCGAGGAAAGCGAAGAUUGAGCCACCUUCGAUCAACAAUAUUUAUAAUACGUCUGUCGUGCUACGCGUUAAGACUUUGUUUUUAUUUUAUAAUCAACUCAAUUGUAUAAAGUAUCAAUCACAGAACUUGAUUAAUAACCAGAUAUUUUAAGAUUCGCGACACAGCCUUAAAUCCAAACUAUUUGUAAAGUCGUCGGGCAACAGUGUUCGGCGUAUGUCUUGUAAAUGCCACAGAAAUUUAUACUUGACCCUCAAUUUUGACAUCCUUUUUCGGAUGUACUUCGAACAAUGACCACCUUUGAUAUGCCAGUUUUUCAUGUCCUAGAAAUUUGUUCAAAUUAUCGCCUGAAACAUAGAAAUGUUCGAUGAAUCAUUACUUACAAUUUUACAAGUAUCAAGGUUCUUCUAUUGGUAAACAGUAUUGUAGCAAAUUGAAAGUGCCUGUCGUUCGAGGGACCAUCAUCACGGCAAUCUAACUGUUAAUAAUAAAAUUCGGAAGAAUAAUGAUAAAAGAAAGAUAUUUAUUGAAAAUCGUGUUACUGGAUAUAAGAAGAAAUUAGAAUGUAUCUAUAAUAACAAUAUAUUUUUGUUACUGGCGUACAAUUUGAUAUAACUUUUACAAUAAAUUUAAGUGUUAAUCUUCAGCAUUUUAUAAUAAUAUUGUGAUCGGGUAGAAAUUACAGAGUAUAUGUAGUUUCUCUCUGAACCUAAGUUUUUGUCAGAAUGGUAUUUAAAGAUGCAAUGUGCACAGAAUGAACAGUAUCGUCAUUAAAAUGAUGAAAAUAAUUUACAAUCUUCGGUAAUACGUUGCAAAAUAUGAAAUCUGAGAGAAGGGAUGGCGUAAAUGUACAUACUAUAUUGUUAGAGUACAAAUUGCUGUGCGUGAUUGGCAGAAAGUAUUCGUCCUUUAUCUAAUAAAGAAAGGUGUCAUUAAAGAUGUAUCCGAUACGUGUAGAUAUUAAUAUGACAUUGGAAAAGAGUGUGAUGCAAAUACACAUAUAUGGCUAUAUUUUGUCAACAUUGUAACAGUAAUUUGUUUAAAUACCCUUAUAACUUUUUUCUAUUUUCAAUAUCGUAUCACAUGAAAUGUCUGAAGGCCGCUUCAUUUACAUUGAUAAAAUGUGAACGAUUUUCGGAU